This is a messenger RNA of Ostrea edulis (European flat oyster), 6312 nucleotides long. Its product is annotated as glutamate receptor 4-like. Gene Ontology annotation, cellular component: plasma membrane; postsynaptic membrane. Lineage: Eukaryota; Metazoa; Mollusca; Bivalvia; Ostreida; Ostreidae. Gene Ontology annotation, biological process: modulation of chemical synaptic transmission; synaptic transmission, glutamatergic; monoatomic ion transport. The coding region runs from base 471 to 2990 and encodes 839 amino acids. The record is from RefSeq and is a predicted model, not a curated record. The transcript is spliced from 12 exons. Gene Ontology annotation, molecular function: transmitter-gated monoatomic ion channel activity involved in regulation of postsynaptic membrane potential; glutamate-gated receptor activity.
CUUCAAGCACAUAUUGUGUUUAAUUGGUAUAGAUCUUGUUUAAAUAUACAACAGGGUGAUGUUUUAACUGAACCAUAAGUAAUGAUAAAUGUAUCCAUUGUUCCUAUCUGUUGACGGUAACAAUGUACUUAUUGGAGAGAGAAAGAGUAGUAGUAUAGUAAUAGUAGUUAAUGAUCUAAACUUCAUUAGAUAGAAAAACCUCCCAACAUUGAUUUCUAGUUCUCCCAUUGCUGGUUUGAUAGGUUAUACGAUUAUCGAUCUCAGGCUGUUGUAGUGAAUACUCUGCCGUGGCUUGACUAUCCACUGAUGCUUGUUGAUCAGAACCAAAUUCUGUACCACACGAAACUCUUCGUUGAUCGAGUACUUCUACAUAAAACAUGUUAUAAUUCAGUGAUUACGAUAUUUGGAUAGCCGUCAGACCUGGUGGCUUGAGCGGAAUGGAAAGAGUCGCCUGACGGUGGACAACAGAAAUGGAACAACGCUUCUUCUGGUUCGUGAUUGGCGUUAUGGUCACGCUCUAUGACGUCAUCGCGGAGGAACCGUUCCAUCUGAAGAUAGGAAUCGUUAGUACUUGGAAACCCAUCUACAUUAAUUUGCUGGAGAAAACCAACCUUUCAUAUCCCUCCACAAUGUCAAACAUUGUUAUUCCCAAGCCGAAAUCACAGUAUGAUAAAAUGCUAAAAGUCAAGGACUUCCUUACCAAUAACCAAAUUGACGUCAUUCUUGGUCCAUAUGAUGACGCUACGGGCAUUGUAGCUGACAAAUUGAGAAUUCCAUACAUAUGUACAACCGCCGCUAGAAGCAACCUGAAAUAUACAUUCCAAAUUCUACCACCUUUACAGGACUUCAGUCAAGCCAUAUUUGAUAUGACCAAGAGCUAUGGCUGGGACAAAGUCAGCCUGUUUUAUGAUGACAUAAGGGGCGUGUACAUUAUGGAGCAGUUGUUGACCAAUCAUGAUAUGACGGUAAAAUCCUGGCAUGUUCAGCCUCACUCGAAUGACAAGGUUGUAGAGAAACAAGUAAGGGACCACCUAGUACGUAUGAGACAGGCCUUUGUCCAAAAAAGCAUCAUUUUCUGCUCCAAAGAUCACACUCAAAUCAUUCUGGACCAGGCUAGAAGUUUGGCAAUGCUAUCACAACCGUCUGAGUGGUUUUUCUACGAUCCGGGGGACCAGUUGGUUCCAGUAUUUAAGAAUUUUCCGGAUGUCUUUUUGAACUUCACGGUCUUUGGACUCAUGGAGUUUGAUAGCAGGAAUGAGAUAUCAACCGUGGACAACAUGCAGCGCCUCAACAUUAGUCUCGCGGCGGACUCAUUAAAGGUGCUAAAUGUAACGCUUUCAAGGGCCAAAGAGGUUCAGCGAAGUGAUACUGCCACAUCCAUUGCGGAGGAACUGAGAAAGAUUAGAAUUCCUGGCUACACUGGCGAUAUAGAAUUUGGUCCCGGUGGCAGACGAUACAAUUAUACCAUCAAACUGUCUGAGAUAGAGGGUCUUGAUUCUCUACAGGGCCACGAAUUUUCCAGCACAUCGGUUGGGGUGUGGAGGUCUCAUCACAACACGUCAGAAUCGCGUAUUCACUUUGAGGAAGUGAAAAGAUUAAACAGAAAUUAUUCCUUUCCUUUAAAAGGAAGAACAGUUUCUGUUGUUAUGAUAUUGGAGAAGCCUUUUACGAUGCAGAAGAGAGAUUACAUGCAGCGUUUGGGAAAUGACCGUUAUGAGGGAUUCGCUGUGGAUCUGAUUACAGAAGUGGCGAAAAUGCUUGACUUCAACUUCGAAAUUUAUCUGGUACACGAUGGCAAAUUCGGUACCAAAAUGGAAAACGGGGAGUGGAAUGGUAUGAUAGGAGAGCUGCUAGCUGGGAAUGCCACUAUGCUAGUUGCUCCACUCAGCAUUAAUUCACAGAGAGAGGAGGCGGUGGAUUUCACCAAGCCGUUUAUGACACGUUACAUAAGUGUUCUCAUGCGAGUUCCUCAGUCUGAACAAUCAUACUUUGAGUUCUUAAAUCCUCUUCAUAAAAACGUUUGGUACUGUACAUUUGGCGCUUUUGUGAUGGUAAGCGUCAUACUGUACUUUCUGGAAAAAUUUGGUAUACGCCAAAACAAAGAAUAUCCGGCAAUUUCAUUCAGAGAGAGUUUCUGGUUUGUCUUCGGAUCUCUGCUACAAGGAAAUACGGACGCAUCUCCGUCAACACUUCCGGGUAGAAUAUUAACAAGUGCAUGGUGGUUUUUUGCACUCAUUUUGAUAUCAUCGUACACAGCUAAUUUGGCUGCAUUCCUGACAGUCAAGAAGAUUAAUACCCCAAUAAAAUCAGUCACUGACUUGGCAUCUCAGACCAAAAUUAAAUAUGGUACUGUGAAAAGCAGUGGAAUUAUGUUUUUCUUCAAAAAUACAAAUAUUGAACACUUUGCCAAAAUGUGGGCGCAGAUGUCCGAGGUCGACCCAUCCUCUAUGGUAGACAAUACGGACGAAGGAUUCCAAAAGGUUAAGCAGGGAAAUUAUGCAUUCUUCUGGGACACAACUGUGAAUAAGUAUAAAACGAUAGAAGAUUGCCAGUUCAUGGAGAUAGGUCCACAUUUUGACCCGAAAGGUUUUGGUAUCGGUGUUCCCCCUGGUGCCAUCUACCGUGAGGACUUGUCUAUGGCCAUUCUGAAGCUUAGUGACACGGGGAUGCUUCAUCAACUGGAAAAUAAGUGGUGGCCUAGCCGCUCCUGUCCGGACCUGUCCAAACCGUCAGCAGACGAGACGUCCGAACUCAGCAUUGAUAGCGUGGCUGGAGUGUUCUUCAUUCUUCUUGGCGGUAUUGCCCUGGCUGGUAUUGUCUGUGCAUUUGAACACUUUGCAAAAGUCGUCAAGAAAGCGGCAAAAACGGUUGGUUUUCUUUUGUGUAUUCUUUUACACUUUUUCGUCCUGCCAAACAUCAACUACUGUGUAUGUAAACAUUUACGUCGUGUUUUAACCGUAUUUCCUAUUUUCACAUGCAAAAUACUUUAAUAGAUUGAAUAGAAUCUCUCCACUUCACGUUCAAAAAUCCUCUUCCUCACACUUUCAGAUAAAAGUUGUAAACCAAUGCUCCCUGUGGAUUCAGAUGAUGAUAGAACACUUUUAUUUCCGUUUAGCUAGAUGAUAAAAAAAAAUUAAUUACGGCCGUAGAAUAGUUUAAUUUUGAUCACAGCGUCAGUUAUUUUUCAUUAUAUUUUUCACAUGUAUGAUUAUCUUACGAACAAUGAUACCUAUAACAUAUUGAGAUAUAUAUCUAACGUUUCAACAGUUUACUAGUUACUGUACCAAUAUGUAUGAAUGUAUUAACGAGAUCAACAUCCAUUGUUGAAACAGGUGCAUUAAUCAAUUCAUUAUGCUACUUUGUACUACCUAAUAGUCUUUAACGUAGAACAAGUUGCGAUUUUUCACAUUACCACAUCAUUUGAACAGACAUUUGCUUAUAAGUAUACAUGUAGGUUAGUUCAUGUGAAACUACAAAACAUAGGUACAUCUAAUUAUCUAGGGGGAAAAAACGUACCUUAUAUUUUUAAAAUUUAAUAUAAAUGCAAUUUAAACUCACAAAAAUUGCCGUCAAAAUAGUUUUUUUUUAAAGAGGACAAGAAAACUCUGUCUAGAAGAGUUAUUUUCAUACAUUUAUUUCAUUCAUUCCUGUAAUAUUGUUUGCAUUGGGAAUUCCUUGCAGAUAUUCGCAACAUGAUCUUCACCAAUUAUACUUCAAUAUGACGUAAAAUCAAUUCUGUAAUAUUUUGAUAGGAAUUCUGGUAGCUCUGGGAUUUCACCAGCUUUCGAGCUAUGUCAAAUGAAUCGGAAUAGUUAAUAUAGCUUGUCCGUCUCAGGGGGACAUUCUCACGACAAGGGGACGACAAAACCGCCAAUAAAAAUCAACUGACAAAUAAUAAAUUGUAUGAUGUUUAAUUUCGAAAAAAGUGAGUUAUAAUUGUGAUUUCAAUUUAUCAUUUUAUUGACAAUUUAUUGAAAAUAGAUAAUGCGAUUGUGUACACAGGUAAUUGUAUUCGUUUGCUUUUGGUCGGAAAGCAGCAACAUCCAAGUGUGGGUUGUUCUAUAUUAUCGAAAAUGUCAGGGUAUGAUUAAUUUUAAAAAAUAACGUCUUUUGAUUUAAAUGCUGGGGAAAGAAACGGUAAACAAAAUACUGUCGACAAAUUAUCGAUGUUCAGCAUUCAGUUAACAUACAUAUUCGUUAAAGACUAUGAUUCAUCAUGAUGCAUUGUUUAAAGUUAAUUGAGUAAUGCAAUUAUACAGGUAUAGUAAAAUAUGCAUGUAUGUCUAAUAUAGCUACCAUAAGGUGAUUAUACUGUGAUACAUCUGUAUUUAAUCAUGUGGAUGGGUUGAGAGAAGGGAGGGGUGGAGAGUGAUAAAAUUCCCGACUUACACAUCUUAUUGUAUAAAGCUACCGUUGUUGUUUUUUUAAAUAGUAUUUUCUCUACUUCAUCGUUUGUCCUUAAUAUGCUGCAUGUUGCGAUCUUGCACUUUUUGAUCUCGCUUCACCUCGUUUGUUUGGAACCAAUGAUUUAAUUAGCAAUUUCCUUCUUUGCAGGAAAAAAGAGGUAAAAAAAUAAUGUUCCCUGCAUGAGACAGCAUGUUUUCUUUCCCAGUCCGGCUUAAAGAAACACUUGCCUUCUCUACGCUUAUAAUCUCAAACUAACAGGAAUAAUCUGAAAUUGUUUAUUUCACUAUCCAUUCAAAGACUUAAUUUAUUCAGGGAUGUUUGCUACAUAGUUUUCUUCAUUAUAUUGAGGGUAAGCGUUUGUACUGCAAGGACUGUCUAUUUCAAUAUCAGGAUAUAAUGACUAUGAUAUAUUUUCUUCUUUUCACUAAACAAUGUUAGUUUCAAAUACUAUAUUGCAUUGAUUCUUGAUAUCGCAUCUACAUUAAGGCUGAAAUAAACUCGAUGAUUAUGUAUUGUAUUAAGUGCAUUUUGAUACCGAAAGUGUAUUUUUUUUAGCAAUGAAAAGUGCAACGAUGCUGAAUAUUUCAGAAAUACACCUUCUAAACAUAAUCAUGUUGUAAAUACAUAUAAACUGUUAAGAGAUAUAUAAAAUUCAAUGCAGGUGUUAGUUGGUGCACUAAAAAUGAAAUCCUUCCAGAAUUGUCUUUGUAAGAACUCAGUUGCUGAAAAGACAUGUAUCAUCUUUUGUUAAACUUUUAUGAUCUAUUGACAUAAGUUUUGUUUUUAAAUCGAUUAAAAGACGUAUCAAAAUACAGUUGUAUGUAUUAGAUCUUCAAUUUUCUAAAUAACACUAUAAACGUUAGGCGGUCAAAGUACACACACACACACACACACACACACACACACACAUAUAUAUAUAUAUAUAUCGUUAGCUCGUAGAGUAUCCAAAAUGAUUCGCUUGCGUCUUAAAAUCCUGUUUGAUGAAAAAUAAGACGCAAUAAAGUUUUAUAAUGUCGAUAAUUUAGGUACACAUUAAGAUACAUCACUCCUACUUGAUCCAUAUUAUUUAAUUAAUGUCUGUCCGUGUAGAUUCCCGGACUCUCCGUGUGUAAAGUUUGGGCUAGGUUUACUGAUAUUUUGCCCUCUUCUGUGCAUGUCAGUGGACAAGUUACUAUUCUAUCUGCAUAUCCUCUCAAACCAUAUUUCAAAAGUACCAAUGUUAGAUAUCUCUAAUGAUAUUUGAUAUAUCAAAAUAUAUCGUAAAAUGUGCUGCAGAAUUACAGGUUUCAACAUUCAUAUUUAGUAUUCCAUUACCAUUUCAUUAUUUUAUUAUGAUUUUGCUUUAUACAAACAGCGAAGCACCAAUGUAUUCCAAGAUUUCUCAAGCAAACGUUUUAGCCUUUUAGCACACUUUGUAGAAUGCAAAUUGAGAAAAUUGUAAUGGUGAAAAUUGUAAAUUUGAUAAAUACUACACGUAUCAUUGAUAGCCUUUGGUCAGUACAUUGUAUAUUAUCAUCAUGCGUCAUUCAAUUCAUUAACGUCAUACUAUUAUUAGUAAAUUACUUGUAUUUUCGUAUUACAUGUAUUUUGAGCGGUUUUUCAAAUUCAAUGAUUUUUUUUUUCAUUUAAGUGAAAGGCCAUACUUUUAUAAUUUCAGGAGAAGAAUGUGAAUGGAAAAAAUAGUGAAAUCAAAGAAAGAGAAAGUUUCCUGUAAAUGUUGCCUAGAGAGGCGGGGCACUCAUCGAGAAUGUUGCCAUGACACCUGUAAACAAUCACGAAGAGUUUGAAAUGGUGCAAAAUAUGACUAAAUAGCAUAACUUUAUCAACUAUGUGUUCUCUGAAUAAAAUUCAUUAUUAUGUAUGUGAAACAGAAUACCUUUUUAAUAAAAACGAAUAAUGAUCUAA